Messenger RNA from Juglans microcarpa x Juglans regia, 5716 nucleotides. RefSeq lists its product as uncharacterized. Lineage: Eukaryota; Viridiplantae; Streptophyta; Magnoliopsida; Fagales; Juglandaceae. Gene Ontology annotation, molecular function: protein binding. The coding region runs from base 225 to 5432 and encodes 1735 amino acids. The record is from RefSeq and is a predicted model, not a curated record. The transcript has 9 exons.
GUUCCCCUUCCCCAACACAAAAAAGAAAAAAAAGAAAAAGAAAAAGAAAAAAGUGGGGGAUGCACGAUAGUUAGCAUAGGCCUUCGAUGGUUCUGAGGUUCCAUCUUCUCACCCCCCUCACAACAUGCUCCCUCCUCCCCCACCCUCUCACUCUAAAUAAAAGUCUGAUUGAAGAAAAGAAGUCCAGAGAGAGAUAGAGUGAGAGCCCAAAAGCAAAAGAAGAAAUGAAGCAGAGUUCACCUGAGGCAGUCUCGUCUUCAUCCUCUGCACCCGCUCUGUCCGACCAUUCUCAGCCGUCCGCUUUAUCAUCAUCAUCAUCUUCAUCCGACAAAGCCUCAUCAAUAUCAACCGCGGCCUCUGCGGAGGACCUGGCGGUGGGGUCCAGGGAUGGCGGAGGUGGGGCCCAUGAGUGCGUCACUGUUGAACGGCUCGGCGAGUUCUCCGCCGUGUGCAAAUGGACGGUCCAUAACUUCCCGAGAAUCAAGGCUAGGGCUCUGUGGAGCAAGUACUUCGAGGUCGGCGGCUAUGAUUGCCGCCUCCUUGUGUACCCCAAGGGUGACUCGCAAGCCUUGCCAGGGUACAUCUCAAUCUACCUCCAAAUCAUGGACCCUCGCGGCACAUCCUCCUCCAAGUGGGACUGCUUCGCCAGUUACCGCCUCGCCAUCGUCAACGUCGCCGACGAUUCCAAGACCAUUCAUCGCGAUUCUUGGCACCGCUUCUCCAGCAAGAAGAAAUCCCACGGCUGGUGCGAUUUCACUCCCUCCUCCACUGUUUUCGAUUCCAAAUCCGGUUUUCUUUUUAAUAGCGACACAGUUUUGAUAACCGCCGAUAUAUUAAUCCUCAAUGAGUCCGUUAAUUUCACCCGCGAUAACAAUGAGGUCCAGUCCUCCUCCGCCUCUUCGACGAUUUCGUCGUCGGUGGUCGCCAGCCCGGUCUCCGACGUGUUAAGCGGCAAGUUCACUUGGAAAGUGCGUAAUUUUAGUUUGUUUAAGGAAAUGAUCAAAACGCAGAAGAUAAUGAGCCCGGUGUUCCCGGCCGGAGAGUGCAAUCUUAGGAUUAGUGUGUAUCAGAGCUCUGUGAAUGGGGCAGAGUAUUUGUCAAUGUGUUUGGAGAGUAAGGACACGGACAAGACGGUUGUUUUGUCCGAUAGGAGUUGUUGGUGUUUGUUCCGAAUGUCAGUGUUAAAUCAGAAGCCGGGCUCGAAUCACAUGCACAGGGACUCGUAUGGGAGGUUUGCAGCCGAUAAUAAGAGCGGGGACAAUACAAGUCUGGGUUGGAAUGAUUAUAUGAAGAUGUCGGAUUUUUUUGGGCCGGAAUCGGGGUUUCUGGUUGAUGACACUGCGGUAUUUAGUGCGUCCUUUCAUGUGAUUAAGGAGUUUAGUAACUUUUCCAAGAGUGGAGGAUUGAUUGGAGGGAGGAGUGGGAGUGGGAUUGGGGCGAGGAAAUUGGAUGGGCAUAUGGGGAAAUUCACUUGGAAGAUUGAGAAUUUCACGAGGUUGAAGGAUCUUUUGAAGAAGAGGAAGAUUACGGGUCUUUGCAUCAAGAGCAGGAGGUUUCAGAUCGGGAAUCGGGAUUGCCGUCUCAUCGUUUAUCCACGAGGGCAGUCUCAGCCACCAUGCCAUCUUUCAGUGUUUCUUGAAGUUACAGAUUCACGAAAUACGUCAAAUGAUUGGAGUUGUUUUGUUAGUCACCGGUUGUCUGUUGUGAACCAGAAGAUGGAAGAGAAGUCUGUCACGAAGGAAUCCCAGAACCGUUACUCCAAAGCUGCAAAGGACUGGGGUUGGCGUGAAUUUGUGACGCUCACUAGUUUAUUUGAUCAAGAUUCUGGAUUUCUUGUUCAGGACACAGUUGUCUUCUCUGCGGAGGUGCUUAUAUUGAAAGAGACGUCAAUAAUGCAGGACAUUACUGACCAGGAAACUGAGUCUAACAAUGCUGGUUCACAUAUAGACACAGUAUGGAAAAGAAGUUCAUUUACAUGGAAGGUGGAGAACUUCCUGUCAUUUAAGGAAAUAAUGGAGACCCGCAAAAUAUUUAGCAAAUUUUUUCAAGCUGGUGGAUGUGAGCUUCGGAUUGGUAGGUAUCUGUCUCUUUUCAUAUUUUUUUUUCCCUCCGAAGAGGUAGUUGCAGUUGUUAACUUGUUAUAUUUCUAUUUUUUUAUUGACAUCUGUCAUCGUUGUUUUUUAUUUUUUUUAAAUUACAACACAGGUGUGUACGAGUCCUUUGAAACUAUCUGUAUAUAUUUGGAGAGUGACCAGUCAGUUGGUAGUGAUCUGGAUAAAAAUUUUUGGGUUAGAUACAGGAUGGCUGUUGUGAAUCAAAAGAACCCGGCCAAGACAGUGUGGAAGGAGUCUUCUAUUUGUACAAAGACGUGGAAUAAUUCUGUUUUACAAUUUAUGAAGGUUUCAGAUAUGUUGGAAGUGGAUGCUGGGUUUCUUGUGCGUGACACUGUUGUUUUUGUCUGUGAAAUUCUAGAUUGCUGCCCUUGGUUUGAGUUUUCAGAUCUAGAGGUUUUUGCUUCGGAUGAUGAUCAGGAUGCUUUGACAACCGAUCCUGAUGAACUCGUUGACUCUGAAGACAGUGAAGGAAUUAGUGGUGAUGAAGAAGAUAUAUUUAGAAACCUUCUCUCUAGAGCUGGUUUUCACCUCACAUAUGGAGAUAAUCCUUCACAGCCACAAGUCACCCUACGAGAAAAGCUUCUAAUGGAUGCUGGUGCAAUUGCUGGUUUUCUAACUGGACUUCGUGUGUACCUUGAUGACCCUGCUAAAGUUAAGCGCUUGCUUCUUCCAACCAAGCUCUCUGGUAGUAAUGAUGGAAAGAAGGCCACAAAGUCUGAUGAAUCUUCCCCCAGUUUGAUGAACUUGCUGAUGGGAGUCAAAGUUUUGCAGCAGGCAAUCAUUGAUUUACUGUUGGAUAUUAUGGUUGAGUGUUGCCAACCUUCUGAUGGGAGUUCUAUUGGUGGUUCUACUGAUGCAAACUUAAAACCUUCACCAGUUGAAAGUGGAGCUGCCACUCCACUGGAAUCUGAUAGGGAGAAUGGUGCAUCAGAAUCUGUGCCGUUUCCUGUAUAUGAGAGAUUGGAUUCUGGUGUCGAUGAAGGUGGUAGUGCAUCUGCUGUACAAAGCUCUGACAUGAAUCUGUUAGGUAGACCAGAAAAAGCUCUUCCUGGACAACCCAUCUGUCCACCAGAAACAUCUGCUGGGGUGUCAGAGCAUGUACCCAUUCACUCAAAGACAAAAUGGCCAGAGCAAUCAGAGGAGCUAUUAGGCUUGAUUGUAAAUUCGCUGAGAGCCCUAGAUGGAGCUGUUCCACAAGGGUGUCUGGAACCAAGACGGCGGCCUCAGUCUGCUCAAAAGAUUGCUCUUGUAUUGGAUAAAGCUCCCAAGCAUUUGCAAGCAGACCUCGUUGCUUUGGUACCCAAAUUGGUUGAGCAAUCUGAACAUCCACUGGCUGCUUGCGUUCUUCUUGAACGACUUCAAAAGCCAGAUGCAGAACCUGCAUUGAGGAUACCUGUUUUUGGUGCUAUUAGUCAACUUGAGUGUGGCAGUGAAGUGUGGGAACGGGUUUUGUUUCAAUCGUUUGAUCUCUUGACUUGCUCAAAUGAUGAACCUCUUGUCAUGACCAUAGAUUUUAUAUUUAAAGCUGCAUCACAGUGUCAACAUCUUCCUGAAGCGGUCAGAUCUGUCCGUGUUAGGCUAAAAAAUCUGGGCUUUGAAGUUUCUCCUUGUGUCCUCCAUUUUUUAAGUAGAACUGUAAAUAGUUGGGGAGAUGUUGCUGAAACCAUACUUAGAGAUAUUGAUUGUGAUGAUGAUUUUGGUGAAAAUUGCUCAAAAAUGCCAUGCGGGCUUUUAUUAUUUGGUGAAUAUGGUUCCGCUUCUGAAAGACUGCAUCUUGUGGAGGAGCAGGAUCUCUGUGCCAGUCGUCAUUUUUCUGACAUUUAUAUUCUGAUUGAAAUGUUAUCUAUACCUUGCCUUGCUGUUGAAGCUGCUCAAACAUUUGAGAGAGCUGUAGCUCGAGGUGCUGUUUUGGCCCAAUCAGUAGCCAUGGUCUUGGAAAGGCGCCUCACUCAAAGAUUGAAUCUUAGUGCCAGUUUUGUCAGUGAAGAUCACCAGCAUACAGAAUCUGUAGUAGAGGGUGAGGCCAAUGAGCAGCUAACAAUCCAACCUGAUGAUUUUACUUCACUUCUUGGUCUUGCUGAGACAUUGGCCCACUCAAGGGACCCUUCUGCGAAGGAAUUUGUAAAGGUCCUGUACACAAUAUUGUUUAAAUGGUAUGCUGAUGAAUCUCACCGAGGAAGGAUGCUGAAGAGACUUGUUGACCACGCCACUAGCACGACAGAUAAUAGUCAUGAAGUAGACUUAGAUUUGGAUAUAUUGGUUACUUUGGUUUUUGAGGAGCAUGAAAUCGUUAGACCAAUUUUGAGCAUGAUGCGGGAGGCUGCUGAACUUGCUAAUGUUAAUCGAGCUGCUCUUUGGCACCAGCUUUGUGCCAUUGAAGAUGAAAGUAUUCGCAUGCGUGAUGAAAGAAAAGCUGAAAUUUCCAAUAUGGUUAAAGAAAAAGCUGGCAUUUCACAGAAACUGAGUGAAUCGGAGACCAACAUCAAUAAUCUCAAGUCUGAAAUGAGGGCUGAGAUGGAUCGGUUUGCUCGGGAAAAGAAGGAGCUCUCUGAGCAAAUACAAGAAAUUGAAAGUCAGCUUGAGUGGUUUCGCUCUGAGCGGGAUGAUGAAAUUUCAAAGCUUACUGCUGAGAAGAAAGCUCUUCAGGAUCGCCUUCAUGAUGCAGAGACACAACUCUCCCAAUUGAAGUCACGUAAACGUGACGAAUUGAAGAAAGUUUUGAAGGAGAAAAAUGCUCUUGCUGAGAGGUUGAAAGGUGCUGAAGCUGCACGGAAAAGAUUUGAUGAAGAACUGAAACGUUAUGCCACAGAGAAUGUGACUCGAGAGGAAAUCCGUCAGUCAUUGGAGGAUGAGGUUCGCAGAUUGACCCAAACAGUGGGGCAAACUGAAGGAGAGAAGCGGGAGAAGGAAAAUCAGGUUGCACGGUGUGAAGCAUUUAUUGAUGGGAUGGAAUCGAAAUUGCAAGCCUGCCAGCAAUAUAUUCACACCCUUGAGGCUUCACUUCAGGAGGAAAUGUCACGACAUGCCCCUCUAUAUGGUGCCGGCUUGGAAGCUCUAUCAAUGAAGGAGUUGGAAACAUUGGCACGUAUUCAUGAAGAAGGGCUUAGACAGAUCCAUGCUCUUCAUCAGCGGCAGGGGAGUCCAGCUAGCAAUCCUCUUGUGAGCCCCCACAACCUUCCACACAAUCAUGGUUUAUACCCUGCUGCACCACAUCCAAUGGCCGUCGGAUUGCCUCCUUCACUAAUAUCGAAUGGGGAUGGCAUCCACAGCAAUGGGCAUGUGAAUGGUGCGAUUGGGCCAUGGUUUAACCAUACUUGAAUUUUUGGAUCACAAUCCUUUUUUGCCAAUAUAGGCAUUUUGUCCACUCAAUUCAAUAGAGCUGGGUGACAUCUCAAUCUGAAGGCAUGCAUGCUAUUUCUCUUUUUUGAGUUUUUGUUUUUGCUUUUUCCCAUAUUGACUGGUAGAACUGUUGGAAUGCUCAUGGAAGAAGAGAAGGAAUAACAAAGUUGGAUGGAUGGGGAGGAUUGGUUUUAGAAUUGAAACGAGGAAGUGAGUCCAAUAGAACUAACAGUUGCAAAUGCCACAUUUGCAUCGUUCUUUUA